AUCGGCUUAUCGAAUGACUUGCUGGCUGUCAAUUACUUUGAAAACAACAGCGUUACAAUCUGUUUGCGUUUCAUACUAUUCACGACCUCAUUCGAAAACUAAGGCCUUCAUUACUGACAAUUAGAUUUGUACGUGUUUUACCGACUGACUGGUCCGUCAGAGGAGGCUGAGACAUGCUGAUGACGCCGCUUUGAAAUGAAAUGAAAGGGGAAGUGAAACUUUAGGCUGCUGUGCGGACGCGAACCAGAACGACAGAAAGCAAACUUGAAAGUUGCUGAGGAAGUUAAGUGUCCUGCUGCGUCUCCUGGCCUUAGCAAAAUGAUGUCAACAGACAACCUGUACUUCAUCAUAACAACAAAACCUGACUACCCAGGACACAUCAAUGCUGGCUGCAUAUGUUUCAUCAGGGAAUACAAGUACAGAUCAGAAAUUAGUCACUCUCCCAAAAAGUUGCAUGUCUGCAAAGCCUGCUCUCCCUUAGAUUAUGCGAUAGAUUUGAGUUGCAUGGAGCAGCUGAGUGCAGAGGAAGCUGAGCUGCUGCAGGCCCUGCCUGACGACACAGAGAGGCUGAAGUGGUUCAAAGAGAAAAAUGCCCUUCAAACAGCACUGGGACUCACCAAGGGUACUCCAGUGACUGUGGAUCAAGGAAGACAGGAGCUUCGAGGCAUCAUCCGCUACAUCGGGACACUGACAGAGCCAACAUUUUCCUGCCCCUUGUCAGGAACUUUUUUUGGCAUUGAACUGCAGGGAAAAGACAAGGGGAAGGGGGAUACUGACGGGACCCAUGGAUAUAAAACCCUCUUCUCCUGUCCAAAAGAUUGUGGCAUUUUUGCCCCGUUCUCCAGGGUCAGGCCUGUGGUUCCUAGCACCUUGUCACCCUCCAUCCCAGAGCACUCCCCACAGCUGGACACAGAGGAGCUCGCUCCAGGGGACAGAGUCACUUAUUUCACCAAUGAUAAAUGUCGGCAUGGAAUGGUAGUGGAACUGCGGGAAGAGGAUGGAAAACAUGUUGUUCGGAUCUCCACAGACAUGGAUGAGAAUGGAAAAAGGGGAGGCGAAGUUGAAGUUCCACUAUAUGCGGUUGCUAAAGGGGAGGUGCCCGCAGGGCCAGAGAGCAUGGAAGUUGAUACUCCCCUGGAGAAACCAAACACUGAUGAUCUGUACUUGGAUCUGGCUUUGGACUCUGCGGUAGAGGUGACUGUGGCAACAGGCAACUCGUAUGGAACCAUCCGCUGGAUUGGCACUCUCCCUAGUCGACAGGAGACCAUGGCUGGACUGGAACUGGAUGAGGAAAUAGGAGUGAGUGAUGGUACCUUCAAAGGUGAGCGUUUUUUCAGAUGUGCCCAUAAAAGAGCUCUGUUUGUGAAGCUACGCUCCUGCCGUCCCGACUCACGAAUUCAACGCACAUCAUCCAGUCACAGCGAGAGGAUGCCAGCAGUGGAAACAGAAACAGAGAGGGAGGCAGAGCGCAGCACAGGAAAGCUGGAGGCUGUUCCUCCAAUCAGCGCGGAGCAGGUUAAACCGUUAUUAAUUGGACGAAUGAAGGGGAUCCAAGGCCACUGCAACUCCUGCUACAUGGAUGCUGCCCUCUUCAGCUUGUUCUCCUGCUCAUCUGUGUUGGACUCCAUGCUGUUUAAAUCAACAGAACCUCGAGACACCCCAAUUCAGAACACACUACUCCAUGACAUUGUUAACCCUCUCCGCAGGGAGGGCUUUGUAAAAGGCCUACAGAUCAUGAAACUCCGGCAGCAGCUGCAGGAACACGGCUACAGUCACUCGUUCACCACAGAUGAGAAGGAUCCAGAGGAGUUCCUCACUGUCAUCAUGCACCACAUUCUUGCACUGGAUCCUCUACUCAAACUCUCAGCAGCGGGUAAAGUUCAGGAGAGUUACUGCUAUCAGAUCUUCUUGGACCAGAACCACAGCCUGGUGCUACCGACAGUUCAGCAGCUGCUGGAACAUUCGUUCCACAGUUCAGAACUCAAGCUGGCAGAGGUGCCUUCCUGCCUCAUCCUCCAGAUGCCUCGUUUUGGAAAGAAAUUCAAGAUGUUUGAUAAGAUCAUUCCCUCUCUGGAGCUGGACAUCACUGACCUCCUCUCUGAAGGUCCUCAGCAGUGCAUGCUGUGUGGAAACUUGGCGAGGGAAGAAUGCCCAGCCUGUUUCAAAGAUCCUCUUUUCAGCCAGACGGGAUUCAAAGUGUUCUGCGAAACGUGCUCAUCUCAGGUGCACUCUCAUCCUCAACGGCGCUCCCAUCAGCGAGCUCCUCUGGACAUUCCCAAAGGUUAUGUGGGUCAUGGGGUUCCUCACUCCCUGACCAGAGACAAACUGGAGCUGUUUGCUGUGCUCUGCAUCGAGACCAGCCACUAUGUGUCCUUCAUCAAAUACGGACCAGGCAGCCAAGAUUGGAUCUUCUUUGACAGCAUGGCUGACAGAGAAGGAGAGAGAGACGGAUUCAACAUCCCAGAGGUUCAAGCCUGCCCUGAGGUUGGCAGGUACCUGGAAAUGUCUCCCGCAGAGCUGGCCAAUCAGGUGCCUCGAGAGAUGGAAGGUGUGGCAAAACGUCUCUUCUGUGAUGCCUACAUGUACCUGUAUCAGAGCACCAGCAUGUGUCUGUAUCGCUGAGAGGACACCUCAUGGCACUGGAAAAUCUCACAGCUUUGUCACUGCACAAAAAAAGUACUUUUGCUUUUGCUGUUCAUGUAGAGUGAUGUCCUUUUUCUGGUUUGGUUUGUUAUUCUUCAUGAAUGUGUUGAAGUACACACGUCAUAAAUAUAUAUUUGGGACUGAUCAACUUUUUCCGGGCCAAUUAUUAGUAUUCAAGGAGGCUGACUUUCAAUAACUAAAAUCUGGAACUGAUACACAUAUGCAGGAAAAAUUUAAAUCUUAGUGUCAACAUUUAGAAUAACCAGUGAUGGUAACUACAAUUCAUGUACUCAUUAAGUAUAAUUUUGAGGUUAUAAAGCUACUUGCGGGUUUCUAUGUCUGCUACUUUAUUUUUCUACUGCAUUUGUAGAAUUUGAUAAAUGUCAUUAGUUGCUUUGCAGAUUCAGAUCAUUCAAUGCUAAUAGCCCGUUUACUUGGGAAAUGGGACCAAUGAGAUAGAUUAGUAAUCAGACAUCAACACAAAUAAUCAGACAAAAGCUGAGCUGUCGGCCCUGAUAUCACCCCAUUUUCUGCCUGGUGCUAGGAAAGUGAAACCCGGGUUUCAUUAUUUAUAUUAAUUAUACCAUGUAAUUUACUGACAUUGCUUGCUCAAUACUUUUGCACUUUUGUUGGACUGUUGUAUGAACAGUUUUCUCUUGAUGUUUGAUGAUUAUCUUAAAAAAGUUAUAUUUACAAUUUUUACACUGAGAUUGAUGCAAGUUUUGCAUCUGAACUCCAGUGAAGAAGACGGCGGUAAUGAUUCGGAGUGGCCUGUAAUUUAGAGUCCACUCCACAGUAAUUUCUCAGUAAGCUUACUGCUGUAUCUCAACAGUUUUUGAUUCACAAGAGUUGAGGAUUGUGGCUGGACCAGUUGAGUUAUAUAUUUCAGUAAAAUGUUUGCAAAUUCUUUGUAAUAUUGAAUGUUUUACUUUAUUUGCUGCUGUUUUAUAUGACACAUGCUUUUUUUUAAGUGUGUGGGAAAGGUAAAAAUGAAAAGUUUGGGGAAAACUGCACUCAGUGGCUGGUUAUGGGUCCAGCCAAUUGGGGCCUUUUCAAUUCACGGAAUGCUUCAUGUUUAUUGCUACUGGUUUGGAUAUACAGUACAAUAAAUAAAGGCAUAUCUCAGUUCAACACAAACUUCAUGUGUUUUUAAUAAAGGAGAUGAAAGUACUGUAAGGGCUCUGCUACUUUUGGGACCAAUUCAAAUAAGAAAACCCCAGUCGAGCAAAAACAAAUGAGAAUAUGCAAUGUUUUCAUAUAUCAAUUAUCAGUGUUACUUUAUUUGUCAAUUUUAAUUUAAUUUGAAUGUGGUCAUGUCUUUGUGAUUUUCUCAGCAUGCAAAUGUGCCCACUUAUUACCAGGGUCAUACAUUGGAUUUACCAUGCUGUCUCUGCUAAAUGUAGCAUUAUUAAAUCCCUUAUUUAUUGCUUAAUUUGCCCAGGUGUGAUUUAUGUGCACUUUUAAAAAGGUUGCCUGUAUGUGGUGUUCCAGGGAUCAAUCUUUGGUCCUCUGUUGUUCAGUUUGUGCAUUUUCCCUCAAGGCAACAUCUGCCAAAGACACAUUAUGUUACUGGAAAAUAGGCUCAUGACACUUUUCACUGCAAUCCUGAGGCCUUUUAAUUCAUCACUGUGUUUUUUAUACCCUGAGUGUAUUAAAGACAUAAAUUAACUGGA
This is a messenger RNA of Acanthopagrus latus (yellowfin seabream), 4316 nucleotides long. It is a transcript of the gene cyldl, whose product is annotated as cylindromatosis (turban tumor syndrome), like. Gene Ontology annotation, biological process: protein K63-linked deubiquitination. The transcript is spliced from 15 exons. Gene Ontology annotation, molecular function: K63-linked deubiquitinase activity; cysteine-type deubiquitinase activity. Gene Ontology annotation, cellular component: cytosol. NCBI's taxonomy places the organism in Eukaryota, Metazoa, Chordata, Actinopteri, Spariformes, Sparidae. The record is from RefSeq and is a predicted model, not a curated record. The coding region runs from base 319 to 2622 and encodes 767 amino acids.